This is a messenger RNA of Colletotrichum graminicola M1.001, 1320 nucleotides long. RefSeq lists its product as uncharacterized. The transcript has 3 exons. The record is from RefSeq and is a predicted model, not a curated record. Bases 1 to 1320 code for a protein of 439 amino acids. Gene Ontology annotation, molecular function: protein binding. Lineage: Eukaryota; Fungi; Ascomycota; Sordariomycetes; Glomerellales; Glomerellaceae.
AUGAUGGCCCUCUCACAUUUUCCCCCUAGGAGCAAUACAAAAGUGCCAGCGUUGUUUGGCUGCCCUUGUGUAUGGAGCCAUGUACCGCUCUACGGCGCCGCCCAGAAACGCCGUCGCUACUACCAUGCAUUGGCAAAGUUCAACUCGCCCGGACUUGUAGAGCGUCUGCCAUCCGAGAUCAUCCUCUGCAUCGUCGACGCCCUUUUCGACUUGUGCGCCAAGGAGGUGUCUCUAGGUUACGAAAAGUACUGGGAGUCAUCAUGCCUCCCCUACGAGACCGAAGCCAUGUGCCCCUUCUGCAUGCUCCCCCGGUUCGAGGUCUGGAGGGACGUGGCGAACCUGGCGGCAACGUGCCGCUCGCUGUAUGAUCUCAUCACGCCCGUGCUCUACCGACGCGACGCGCAGCAGAACCACUCAUCUGCGCUGCUGAUCUCGGCGAAGAGGGGCAACAUCCGUGCGUUGAAGCUGGCGCUGGAGAAUGGCGCGAACGCGAACGAAGAUGACCACACGAUGCCUUUGCAGUGGACAAAUGAGUGCUUCCGGCACUGCGAGCACUGCGAGUACCAGGUGUGGUGGAGAGAACCGCGGAGGCUCGACAUGGGCGCGCUGCACUGGGCUGCGUUGUGUGGGCAGUCCGACGUUCUCGAGAUCCUCCUACGCCACGGAAGGGCGUCUCCGAACAAGAGGGCGUCAGUGCAGCCGGGCCUGGACGCCGGGAACUACGGGUCGCUCCAGUACGUGGAGGACUACUGCGAUGAGUAUAACGCCAGCUUCCCGUGCGUGGCGUUGCAGACGACCAUAGGGUAUAACUCCUUGAGCACCCACGGAGCAAACCCGCUCUACUUCCUGCUGGGGACGAGCAGGCUGAGGGAUUCCGGCAAGACGCUGGAGUUGGUGCGGCUUCUCGUGGAGGUCGGCUCCUCGCUAUUGACGCAUGAAGCUGCCGGGCUCCAUGCGCUUCAUCAGGCUGCUGCAUACGACAACAUCGAGGUGACGGAAUUCCUGCUGAGAGAGAUGAAGGUCGACCCGAACGUCUUGGAUGCUGCCGGAAAUACACCGCUUCAUCACCAUAUCGACUCCAGAUUCAGGGUCGAGGGGGGCGUGCAAGACACGAGGAUGCUGUCGCUCCUGCUCAAGUACGGGGCAGACCCGAACGCGCGGAACAUAGACAGCCUCUCGCCGUUAGACCUGUGCCUCAUCACAACGCUGCUGGGUGACGAAAGGAUGAAGCUGUCGGUCAUGCUGGCCGAAAACGGGGCCACACUGAGGGAUCAGGACUUGGGCCUUCAUAGUAGCGCCAUGUUACUUUCGGUUGAAUAG